This is a messenger RNA of Suillus subalutaceus, 1068 nucleotides long. RefSeq lists its product as uncharacterized. The transcript has a single exon. Lineage: Eukaryota; Fungi; Basidiomycota; Agaricomycetes; Boletales; Suillaceae. The record is from RefSeq and is a predicted model, not a curated record. The coding region runs from base 1 to 1068 and encodes 355 amino acids.
AUGUAUGAAAUAGCUUGCACUAAACCUCAAAGACACAUCAGACUACCAAAGCGAUAUCGGCUCACUGAGCCUGUGGAACAUGUUGUCCACAACAUCGAAACCUCUACUCAGGAUGUGAUACAAGAUACUCACUCAGUGACACAUGAUGUACUGCCAACUAGCAGCGUUAUCCGCAGGGUAAUCCUCCUAGUUACCGAAUCCCUUCGCAAUGUCAUUGGAGCAUUUGGUCUAUUUCAUGAUUACCCACAAUGCCCAUCUUAUGAACCUGACAUUUUCAUUCCCUCACGUUUACCGGCCAAAAAAUUCCCAACAUUACAGCCUCUUACAUCAAUUCCUCCACCUCCACAUCCCUUUCCAAACAUGACUGUGUAUCAGCUGCUCAACUGGAUGACCAGCGGAAGUACCAGAAAGUCUGAAGUGGAGGUUUCACGUCUGGUCCGUGACGUGUUGCUUGCAGAGGAUUUCGACGCCAUCAAUCUGCAAGGCUUCAGUAUGAGGAAGUAUUUGAAACUCUUCGACAUUCCAGAUCAAAAUUCACCAAACGCUGAUGUGCCCUCUGCAGUAAUAUUCCAGGAAGGUUGGAUAGAGAUGGAUGUGACAAUAAAAGUCCCAGGUCGGAAGGUUGAUGCUUCCGGUGGUCAUCCCUUUAAAGUCCCUGGGUUUCACUAUCAACCGUUGGCCAGUGCCAUUCAUGAGGCAUUUGCAGACACUCAAGCUAAAGCAUUUCAUCUCUGGCUGUUUCGCCAUCUUUGGACCAACCCAAAUGAUGGAUGCACAUAUCGUAUCUAUGAUGAACUUUACACGUCAGAUGCGUGGAUACAAGCCCACGACGACCUACAGAAGCAGUCCAAAGAGCCUGAUUGUACUCUUGAGCGAGUAAUUGCUGGCUUAAUGUUUUCCUUGGAUGCAACACAACUCACCAACUUCGGAAACGCAACGGCAUGGCCAUUAUACUUAUUUUUUGGCAAUCUGUCAAAGUAUGCUCGUGCAAAGCCCGGCUCUGGGGCUUGUCAUUUAAUCAGAUUCCUGCCGUCUGUAAGUGUCAUUUACGCGGAUUGCUCGAAGUGA